Molecule: messenger RNA, 1331 nt
Organism: Engraulis encrasicolus (European anchovy)
Lineage: Eukaryota; Metazoa; Chordata; Actinopteri; Clupeiformes; Engraulidae
Product: GDNF family receptor alpha-4-like
Exons: 1
Coding region: 3-986 (327 amino acids)
Biological process (GO): nervous system development
Cellular component (GO): signaling receptor complex; external side of plasma membrane
Molecular function (GO): signaling receptor activity
Source: RefSeq, a predicted model, not a curated record
CCAUGGCUCUGUCCACACUGUACCUCACUGUCCUGCUACUAUUUCUGGGAGGUGGAGCGCGAGUCAACAACUUCCUACCCAUCCGUCUGUGUUCAGCUGGAGUCCCUGGCAGCCCAGGACACGACGGGUGGCCUGGCAAGGAUGGUGGGGAUGGACGAGACGGAGGCACAGGACCGAAAAUGGACAGCGAACCAGAGUCGGAGGGCAGCCCUGUGGUGGUGGUGAACCGUUGCCUGUCCGCCACCAGGGCCUGCAACAUGGACGACGAGUGCAAGCGCCUGCGCAGCACCUACUUGACGGCCUGCCACACCUCGGCACAAUGGGGCCUAGGCCCCUGCGACAAGGCCAAGUGCCACAGGAUGCUGGAGCGCUUCUUCGACCGCGUGCCGGCAGAGUACACGCACCGCCUACUCUUCUGCCCCUGCGGCGACACAGAAGCGGCCUGCUUGGAGCGCCGGCACCAGACCAUCGUGCCCAGCUGCUCCUACAAGGGCGGUGGCGACAAGCCCAGUUGCCUGCUGCAGAUGAGGGCAUGCAGCAGCAACGAUGUCUGCAGCUCGCGCUUGGCCCAGUUCCAGCAUGACUGCCAGCCGAAUGAGCCGUCCACCAGCGGCUGCAAGCAGGGCAGCCACACCGCCUGUCUCACCGCAUACGCUGGACUCAUAGGGACCCCCGUGACCCCCCACUACGUGGACAACUCCCCGCACGCCAGCGUGUCGCCAUUUUGUAAUUGCGCCUCCAGCGGCAACCAGAUGGAGGAGUGCACCAACUUCCUGGACUUCUUCACCAACAACAUCUGCCUGAAAAAUGCUCUGCUCACCUUUGAGAGUGGGGAGGGCCUCACUCGAGUCCCAACCCCAACCCAGGAGCUUCCCGGAGGACAGCCUGGCCACGUCACAAGCCAACCACCGGACCACCACCACACCACCACCACUGCCAUUAGCAUUCUUUUAGAAUUCUUAGGCCUAUUCAAAGCUCUACUCUAACAGUGUUAUUUUUUAACUACAGUUGUGUUCUCACUAACAUGUUGGCAUUUUAACGCCAUAAAAUCUUUGAAUUUGUAUUGAAAGUACUACUCCAGCAAUGUUAAUUUGUCACUAUAAAACAGUGUUACAUCCACACUAACCUGGUGGCGAUUAACAGCUUAUUUAAGUUUUUAAAUCUUUUUACACAAAAAUGAUUGUGCCACGGCCUUGUCACGUCAUGUCACGUCUGUCUUUAAUAGGCCUAUCAUUACAUGAACCAUCACCAGAAUCCUUCAGAUGUUUGUAAUGCCGCUCCUUUAAGUCUUUGUAUCACGAUAAAACCUGUAGGUCGCUUAAAAAAAACCC